Messenger RNA from Fukomys damarensis (Damara mole-rat), 3378 nucleotides. RefSeq names its product ring finger protein 112 (gene Rnf112). Gene Ontology annotation, biological process: endoplasmic reticulum organization; protein homooligomerization. The coding region runs from base 342 to 2309 and encodes 655 amino acids. Gene Ontology annotation, molecular function: metal ion binding; GTPase activity; GTP binding. Lineage: Eukaryota; Metazoa; Chordata; Mammalia; Rodentia; Bathyergidae. The transcript has 15 exons. The record is from RefSeq and is a predicted model, not a curated record.
UCUCCAUGGCGACUCACCACCUCAGCUUGCCGGCAUCCCAGCCUCUGCCAGGGAUUUGGAGCUGGGCUCCCUCCCUCCUCUGAAGCCUUGUACCCGCAGCCCUGUCUCCUCCCCCUCGGGUGAGUCCAGCGGCAGCAUCCUCUUUCUGGACCAAUCGACUAACCCGCACUUUGAUUCUCCAGCUCUGACAGAGAGUCAGCUCCUUGGGGAGACCGUCCCCUGCCCCUCCUUCCACCUGCCACAGCUCAGCUAGCUCUUCAGGAAAGCCUAAUCUUACCUCCGGCUGAAGGUCUCAGGGGCCUCCUCGCUCCGUGGCAGACCCUCUCCCAUCUCAGCCUCCCAUGCCGAGGCCCACCUUGUCAGUCACUUCCUUCUGUCAUCGGCUGGGCAAACGGGAGAGAAAACGGAGCUUCAUGGGAAACAGCAGCAACAGUUGGGCCCUCCAUGGGGAGGGAGUAGCAGGCUGGACUGGCUUGGCUGUGGAGGGGUGGACCAGGACAAGCAGGUCCCGUGCACCAUUCCCCAAGUUGGAGCUGGGUCUGGGGCCCCGUGUGACUGCACCCCAGGAGCUGCCUACCUGCUCCAUCUGCCUGGAGAGGCUCCGUGAGCCCAUCUCACUGGCCUGUGGCCAUGACUUCUGCAUUCGGUGCUUCAGCACGCACCGAGUCCCCGGCUGCGAGCCACCAUGCUGCCCCGAGUGCCGGAAGAUCUGCAAGCAGAAGAAAGGCCUCCGCAGUCUGGGGGAGAAGAUGAGGCUCCUGCCGCAGCGGCCACUGCCCCCUGCACUGCAGGAGAGCUGUGCGGUGAGGGCAGAACCACUGCUGCUGGUGCGCAUCAAUGCCUCAGGGGGCCUCAUCCUCAGGAUGGGGGCUAUCAACCGCUGCCUGAAGCACCCCCUGGCCAGGGACACCCCUGUCUGCCUCCUUGCUGUCCUGGGGGAGCAGCACUCAGGGAAGUCCUCCCUCCUUGACCAUUUGCUCCGGGGCUUGCCAGGCCUGGAGCCUGGUGGUGAGGGCAGCUGGUCCAGAGGAGGAGAAGGGUCCCUGCAGGGGCUCAGAUGGGGUGCCAAUGGCCUCAGCAGGGGCAUAUGGAUGUGGAGCCACCCCUUCUUGCUAGGGAAAGAAGGGAAGAAGGUGGCUGUGUUCCUAGUGGAUGCUGGGGAUGCCAUGAGUCCUGAACUGAGCAGGGAAACAAGGAUCAAACUUUGUGCUCUCACCACGAUGCUGAGCUCCUACCAGAUCCUGAAUACCUCCCAGGAACUAAAGAACAUAGAUCUGGACUACCUGGAGAUGUUUGUCCAUGUGGCUGAGGUGAUGGGCAGGCAUUAUGGGAUGGUGCCAAUCCAGCAUCUGGACCUCUUAUUUCGUGACUCAUCCCACUCCAACAAGGCAGGGCAGGGUCACGUGGGUGACAUCCUCCAGAAGUUGUCAGGCAAGUAUCCCAAGGUCCAGGAACUCCUCCUGGGGAACCGAGCCCGCUGUUACCUCCUGCCAUCUCCAGGGAGGCGAUGGAUGAACAAAGGCCGAGGAAGCCCAGGUGACACAGAUGAUGAUUUCCGCCACCUUCUGCGGCCCUAUGUCUUGGAUGUGCUGAGUGCAGCCCCCCAACACGCCAAGAGCCGCUGCCAGGGUUACUGGAGUGAGGGGCGCACCAUGGCCAGGGGAGACAGACGCCUGCUCACUGGGCAGCAGCUAGCUCAGGAAAUCAAGAACCUCUCAGGCUGGAUGGGGAGGACAGGGCCUGGCUUCAGCUCUCCGGAUGAGAUGGCUGCUCAGCUGCAUGACUUGAGGAAAGUGGAAGUCGCCAAGAAGGAGUUUGAGGAGUAUGUGAGGCAGCAGGAUGUAGCCACCAAGCGCAUCUUCUCUGCACUCCGGGUCCUGCCAGACACCAUGCGGAACCUGCUGUCCUCCCAGAAGGAGACCAUCUUGGCCCGUCACGGAGUGGCUUUGCUGUGCAAGGAGCGUGAGCAGACUUUAGAAGCCCUGGAGGCUGAGCUGCAGGCCAAGGCCAAGGCCUUCAUGGACUCCUAUACUAUGCGCUUCUGUGGCCACCUGGCUGCAGUUGGGGGCGCCGUGGGAGCUGGGCUCAUGGGCCUGGCAGGGGGUGUCGUGGGUGCAGGCAUGGCUGCGGCCGCACUGGCAGCAGAGGCUGGGAUGGUGGCAGCAGGGGCAGCAGUGGGGGCCACGGGGGCUGCUGUGGUGGGGGGGGGUGUGGGUGCUGGGCUGGCUGCCACUGUGGGCUGCAUGGAGAAGGAAGAAGAUGAGAGGGUUCAAGGAGGAGACCGAGAGCCCCUUCUGCAGGAAGAGUGACCACCCAGGAAACAUUAAAGAGUGGGAGAGAUGUGAGGUCGGGGAGAAAGUAGAGGGUAGGGGUAGGAUAAUGACAGGGAUUUUUGAGGGGCCCACAUGUACCACACUGCCCCUGUUGAAUGUCCUGGACACUGGCCAAGCUGGGCACUGCAUACAGGAACCUGGGGAGGUUUUCUGCAGCCAGAAGGCAGCCAGUGAGUGGAGCAUAGGGUCUGUCUCUAGUUGUAGAUGAUUAUUGAUCUGCUGCUGUCCUGGUCCCAGAUAAAUUUGACCCCAGGGUUUCUGCUACGAGUGAGGCUCCAUCCUUUCUAGUUUAUUUCCCCAGAUGACCUUGGGUUGGAGCAGAGUUGAGCAGAUGCCAUCCUGCACGUCGACCCCGGGUCAACAGCCCUGUCAUUUCACAGAUGGUAGAGUCCUUGGGAUGGUUGACUUUGGUGUUCAAGAGUGAAGAGCACUGACAGGGCUGGGGAGGAGUGGAGGAAGGGACCCUGGGCUAAACCAGUGAGGCAAGUUAUGGCAGAUGGUGGCUGAAAACCCACAACAGAGACAUUUGCUCCCAGAUGCAUUCAUUCCAAAGCUACUCCUGCAGGACUAAGGUGGCUGCCUGCCCUCCCCUCUCAGCCUGGCAGCUGUGUGUGCAUCCUGAGUGGCCCUGUGCCCAGCUUGGGCUCAUGCCUUUUGUCCAAUCUGUUCGCAUAGAGGAGUGCCCAUAUUCUUUGUGGAACGCCCUCACCACGACAGACUAAAUGCCAAAGAAUCACACUUCGGUUGCAUUCUGAGCUAAACUAGUCUAUUCCAGAUUCUAUCAACGCUUCAAUAAAGGAAACCAAAGGGAACAGAUUAUAUCUUUAAACAUGAUGUUUCUCCCCAGAGCUUGUGAGAGACCACUCUGCUCUGUCUUAGAAGAUCUCUUAAUGCUGCUCCCCAAAUACCAGCUCCAUGGGGAAUCUGGGGGUGGGGAGCCUCUCUCUGGAAGAUGGAAAGUCCUACUAGGAAGACUUUUGGGCUAUUAAGGUGUAAAAUGUGCUGGGCACAUGACCUCUUAUUUUAUGAAAAAAUAAAACGUGUG